AUGGAUACUGCUCAACAACUAAUUGGACCUUACAUGCUUGUCCGUAACCUUGGAAGUGGUUCCACAAGCAAGAUCAAGUUGGCAAUUCAUCAAGAAACAAAAAUGCCAGUCGCAAUUAAAAUAAUAAAAAAAGAUUCUUUUAAAGAUAACCCACAACUCCAACCAAAAAUCCAAAGAGAGAUUGCACUCAUGCGUCUUUUCGAUCAUCCUCAUAUUCUCAAGCUAUUAGAUAUUCUAGAAAGCCCGAGACAUUUAUAUAUCGGUCUAGAAUACGCUUCACAUGGAGAAUUAUUUACUUACGUUGUAGAAAACAAGCAAAUAAGUGAACAAGCAGCCAUGCGUUUCUUCAGACAGAUAAUUUACGGUUUAGAAUAUCUACAUUCCCUUGGAAUAUGCCACAGAGACUUGAAACCGGAGAAUAUCCUUUUGGAUGACAAAUACAAUAUCAAAAUUGCAGAUUUUGGAUUUGCUCGUUUCACAAAAAAGAACGUUGCUGAAACUUCAUGCGGCUCACCACAUUAUGUUGCUCCAGAAGUCAUAGGAGGUGAAGUUUACGAUGGCCGCUGUGCGGAUGUUUGGAGUUGCGGAGUUAUACUUUAUGCAUUACUCACAGGAAAUCUUCCAUUCGACGAUCCAUCAAUCAGAAACUUACUUGCGAAGGUCAGACGCGGUGUUUUCACCAUGCCUGAUGUUAGUGAUCCACUAAAGGACCUCAUAUCUAAGAUGCUUACGAAAGAUCCAAAGCAAAGAAUUACAAUUCGACAAAUUAAAGAGCAUCCUGCAUUCAUUGCUGGUCUCCCUGAAGACUUUGUACAACCUACGCCAUUACCAUUACCAUCAUUCUCUACGCCAAUCGAUCCCGACUCAGUUUCCCCAGAUUUACGAGACAUCCUCAGAAAAAUCGGCUAUCCGAGCGACGAAGAGCUCAAUGCCGACCUCAGUGAGGCUGCCCCAACCAUGGCCAAGGUCUUCUACAACAUGUUGACCACUAGAAUGAUGCUCGAUCAAUUAGAUUGGGACAAAUGUGUUGGAAACUCAAAUGGAACAUUCUCUGCAUCGACGUCCAUCGAUUCUUUCCUUGUUGCACCAGGAAAUUCCGUUCCAGACUCGUUCAAUCACCCUGCAUCUUUUGCGGCCAACGAUCCAUGUUCUUUGGCCAACCCCAUUGAUUGGCCGGCCGCUGCUGAUGAACUGGGCGAGGUUUCUGCUACGAAAAACAUCAUUUCGUACCCGCUCGAAUGUUAUGACGCGAUGUACGCUAUACAACAGUGCAUGAAGAGUCUCCAGAUGCAGUGGUUCUCUCCGGAUGAGACAAUGAUCAUCUGCAGACACGAAGAAAAGGAUUUGUACGCUGUUGCAACGUUUGAUGGCGAAAAUGCGGUUAUUGUACAGCUUUGCCAGGGCCAACCAUCCGAUUUUGCUGUUCUUUGCGCAUCAAUUGAGGAGUCUAUUAACAGAGCAAUUAAGUUAUCUGAAGAGGAAGAUAUCUAA
Molecule: messenger RNA, 1491 nt
Organism: Trichomonas vaginalis G3
Lineage: Eukaryota; Parabasalia; Trichomonadida; Trichomonadidae
Product: protein serine/threonine kinase protein
Exons: 1
Coding region: 1-1491 (496 amino acids)
Biological process (GO): protein phosphorylation; intracellular signal transduction; microtubule cytoskeleton organization
Cellular component (GO): cytoplasm
Molecular function (GO): protein serine/threonine kinase activity; tau-protein kinase activity; ATP binding
Source: RefSeq, a predicted model, not a curated record